UUCUCUGAAGCAUCACCACAUGUACAUUAGUCUUCCUUGCCAGUGGUUCUCAAACCUGCUGCCAGACUCUCUCAUAACAGUGAAACGAUCUCUACAUACACUGAAGCUAACCAUGGCAAAUGUCCAUAUCCUUGUGGAGAAGGCUGGGCCAGCCCCGAUUCCGAUGCCACCAUCAUACACUGGUCCCCCCCAAACUGUGGUAGUUCAACAAAGUCCGCCUGUCCUGCAAACUGCACAGAUUCAUACAGUUCAAAUGCCUGUUUACCAGCAUAGUGCACCCCAGCUUCAGGUUGUGCAACCUGCGGUUGUUGCACCGCGAAGACCGCUCAAGGAUCUUCCUGGUCAGAUGACAUGUCCUAAUUGCCAUACCACUGGUAUUACUCUAGUCCAGUACAAAAAUGGCACGCUCACUUGGAUACUGAUCGCCGUGCUACUGGUGUUGUUCUGGCCCCUCUGUUUGAUCCCGUUAUGCAUUAAAUCAUGCAAGGAUGUGAAGCAUUCCUGCGCCACCUGUGGCGUGCCCCUCUACGUCUACAAGCGCAUAUGAGGCGGGGUAACACACUGUCAACUCUGCACCGGCUAAAAGUGAUUACUCAAACAUAUGAAUCAACGUCUUUCGUGUGAUCAUGUCUCUUGUGAUUGUUACAUUUUUUUUGUACCCACUGUUAUGUGCUUGACUGAUGGCUGUUGCUUUGUCACAUUGUUUUAUUAAUCUGUGAAAUAAUAUAAUAAA
Dunckerocampus dactyliophorus (ringed pipefish) is the source of this 733-nucleotide messenger RNA. Its product is annotated as lipopolysaccharide-induced tumor necrosis factor-alpha factor homolog. Gene Ontology annotation, molecular function: zinc ion binding. The record is from RefSeq and is a predicted model, not a curated record. NCBI's taxonomy places the organism in Eukaryota, Metazoa, Chordata, Actinopteri, Syngnathiformes, Syngnathidae. The coding region runs from base 20 to 547 and encodes 175 amino acids. The transcript is spliced from 5 exons.